AUGAAACUCGCCAUCCAUUUCUCCUUGUUACUGAUUGUCCUUCAAGCCCAAAAUGGUCAUGGAGAUAAAGAUCCACUUCAAGAAAAACUAGCUUCCAGCAUUCCUGACUUUGCAUUUAAAUUCUCCACACAAGUAGCUUCACUCCAGGGUGGCAAAAAUAUCUUCUUCUCUCCUCUGAGUAUCUCCAUGGCGUUUUCAAUGAUUGGCAUGGGUGCUAAAUCCAACACCCAAAAUCAAAUUUACGAAGGACUUGGAUUGACAUCAAUUGACACAAGCAAGGUCCAUAAAGGAUUUGAACAGCUCAUUCAGAUGCUGAACAGUCCUGGAGCUAAGAUUGACAUAGGAAAUGCCAUCUGGAUAAAACAGUCACACCAAAUUCUUCCUAAGUUUUCAGAGGAUGUCAAAAGUUUGUACAAAACAGAGAGCUUUAACUUUGAACAACCCUCAAAGGCUGCAAAGCAGAUAAAUGAUUACGUGGGAAAGAAAACCCAUGGGAAAAUCACUAAAGCAGUUGAACGCUUAGAUCCAAAAACCACCAUGGUUCUUGUGAACUAUAUCUACUUCAAAUAUGACUGGAAAUAUCCCUUUAACCCUAAAUUAACCCAUAAAAAAGAUUUUUUUAUUGACAAAGGAAAAACUGUGAAAGUUGACAUGAUGGAAAAAACUGAGCAUUACAGAUAUUUCCACGAUGAAGCUCUGUCAUGCUGGGGUGAAUGGGACAAAAAAUACUUCGGGAUAUGUGGUUUGCCAGCGCAUGCCCGAAGUAAGUCCGCCCACAUCUCCCCUAUUAGUUGUGUCAGGGCGAGUGGGACAAAAAAUACUUCGGGAUACGUGGUUUGCCAGCGCAUGCCCAAAGCUUUUCACGAAGCUGUUCUGAAUGUCCACGAGGCUGGCACUGAAGCUGCAGCUGCCACUGCAGUGGAAGCAGUUAGGCGGAGCAUGCCUCUUAUAGUGAGGUUCAACACGCCCUUCCUCGUUCUUAUCUUCCAUGACAUCACCAAAUCCAUCUUGUUCAUGGGAAGAGUUGCAAACCCUCAGAAGAAGUAA
Molecule: messenger RNA, 1047 nt
Organism: Podarcis raffonei (Aeolian wall lizard)
Lineage: Eukaryota; Metazoa; Chordata; Lepidosauria; Squamata; Lacertidae
Product: serpin A3-3-like
Exons: 4
Coding region: 1-1047 (348 amino acids)
Biological process (GO): negative regulation of endopeptidase activity
Molecular function (GO): serine-type endopeptidase inhibitor activity
Source: RefSeq, a predicted model, not a curated record